AUGCUGGAUCCAGCGAAGCUUUGCGAGGAGCUGCGAGAGCGCGCUCACCACCGUGAAGAGGAGGUUCGAGAGGCAUUCGCAGUUACCGCCAAGGAGGCUGCACAAGCCGAGCUUCGACGAUGCAAAGAGGAGCUGGAGGCCGCCCGGAUCGAGCUGACCCGGCAGAGGAGUGAAGACUUGCCCAAGCCUGCCGUGGAGGCCAAAGCUGACUGCCUCCGGCGUUCGCUGAUGGCCUCUGGAGGCUUGCGCAAGGCUCUGGACGCCACGGAUGCGGAAGGCCGUGUUUCGCGGUGCUUGGAGUUGGCCCGCGCCAACAAGCUCCCAUUAGCCGACACCGCGGCCUCUCACAUGGCUGAGAUGUGCCCCGACGCCGGAGUGGAGGAGCUCUGGAGAGACUUCCUUUCCUGGGCAGAAGCCGGCGGUGCUCAGGGCUUGGAUCAAGUGAUGCUAGGCAGCAUGGGAUACCUCUACGACACGAGAAUUGCUUUCGUGGCAAAGGACGAUGGCCCAGUGCGUGGGCUCGUGGCUAAACGAGAGGUCACCUCUCCGAUCAUUUUGCCAAGAUGCCUGCUGCUCACGGCUUCUUCGGAGUCGGAGUUAGGGAUAAAGCUGGCCUUGGAGAAGAAGAGGAUGCUCAGCGGUUUGGGGAGCUUUUGGUCUCCUUGGAUCCGGAUUUUGCCAGACAAGGCAGAACUGCAGCAAUACCACAUAGCGUAUGCGUCCGAAGAGCUCCUGAAUGCCUUCCACGAGCUGCCGGUGGUCGCAAGAACCCGAGCCUGGCAUCAAAGCCUCGCCGAAGACUGGCGUAAAGAGGCUGAGAAUUGGCAGCAACAGGCCGAACAGAUCGGACCCACCGCCUUGACCUUCGACGACUUUUUCUGGGCCUGCACUGUCGUAAAGACACGCGUGUACUUGCCUCCUCCAACGUAUUGCUUCAUGCCGCUCGCUGACAUGAUGAACACGGAACCUGAACCCAACAUGGACGUGUAUGACAGCUUGGAAGUUGAUGCCCCCGGCCGCACGGAGUACUACGGGAUCCUCCUGCGAGAUGGCUGCCGUGUCAGCGCGGGGCAGGAACUGACGCAGGCCUAUCGACCUGUCGACAACUCCGAGCGAUUGUUCAGGGGCGGCUUCUUGCUGAAGGACAACCCGGUGGCGGUCCCGCGGCUGGCCAUAAAAGUACCAGCGUCGGAGGUCUCUCCAGGCCGAUUGUCACGAAGGACACAGAAGUGGCGACAUGAGCCGGAAAAUCGGCGAUGCCGGAGAUUAUGA
Messenger RNA from Symbiodinium necroappetens, 1272 nucleotides. NCBI's taxonomy places the organism in Eukaryota, Dinophyceae, Suessiales, Symbiodiniaceae. The record is from the annotation of a GenBank genome assembly.